AAUAAGCAGUAAAAUUCCUUUUACCGUUUUGGCUUAAAAUAAGAGUAUUCGAAAUUUCGAAGAGCGCAUCAGAAAUUGAAAGUGUUUAGAGACGUAUGCGCAUUAUAUGUACCAUAUACACAUAUAUGCUUAGUUGUGUAUAUCAAUUUGUAUGCAUGUGUGAGAGAGGAGAGGCGAAAAGCUUUAAGACAACAGCAAGAACAGCGCAGGCAAAAAGCAACGAAACGCAAGCAAGAAAAAACACACACAAAAUCAGCUGUGAGAUUGUUUCAUAGCACCAGAAGCAGCAGAAGCAGUAGCAGCAGCAGCAGCAUCAGAAGCAACAAGAACAAGAGAAGUAAAAGUGUGUGCAAAUUGUGUGAACCGUAAGAAGAAAACAACAGAAGCAGACGAAGAGCAGCUAUUGCCCUCUCACCCGGCCUCGCUCUCUCUCUCUCUCUCGCUAUAUUUUUGGAAAGGAGUCGUAACAUCAGCUUGGAAUCCACGGCCAUCUAUUCCGCUCUGUAAUGGCUCAACUUCGUUCCUUGAGCGCCCCACGUACAACAAUUAAAUUCGUUUACUACAGUCGCAACGUUGGCAGCAUCAGCAGCGUCAGCAGCAACGGUUAUUUGGCCAGUGCAGCGGCAUUUUGCAACAACGGCAAACGUUGCCAUAGAAGAAGCCUACAUACAGCAUGCGCCAGCGCCAGCGUCAACGUCAACGCCAACGCAAGCAGCGGCAGCAAAAAUGCUGCUCUGGACAUGGUGAGCGCUCUGCAUUCGCAUCGAUAUGCGCUGCGCUGGCAGAAUCAAUUCUUGAACGGCGCUCGCUGCCUGCACUCGGCGGCGCGUGAGCAGCAGGCGCAGGUAGCGAUUUCAGCGGUCACUGACGAUGGUGGCAGCGCCGCCAAACGGGGCGCAGCCGAUGCGAAGCCCUACCAAUCGAAGCCCGAGGGCAAGCCCCAGCGCGAUCCACUCGAUGUCAGCUUCAAUGAUCCGAUAGCGGCAUUUAAGAGCAAAACCACAUGGGAGCUGGUGCGCGCUUAUAUGGUCUACAUGAUCUGUUCCAGCGAGAAGCUGGUUGAGCACAAUAUGACGCUUAUGAAAUGGUCAAACAAAAUAUUGGGUAAAAGGUUAUUUACAGCAUUGAUGAAGGCAACAUUUUAUGGCCAUUUUGUCGCUGGCGAGGAUCAGAUCAAGAUAAUACCCACAUUGGAAAGACUACGCUCGUUCGGCGUCAAGCCCAUUCUGGACUAUUCCGUCGAAGAGGAUAUCUCCCAGGAGGAGGCCGAGAAGCGUGAAGUUGAAUCUUCCGUUUCGAGCACCGGUGAUAAUGCCCAGGAUGCGGGCGCCUUGCCGCAGUAUCAUGUGGACAAAUCGUUUGCCGAUCGUCGCUACAAGGUGAGCAGCGCACGCACCUAUUUCUAUUUGAACGAGGCCACCUGUGAACGCAACAUGGAGAUAUUCAUCAAGUGUCUGGAGGCCGUUUCCGACGACGAUAGGAAAGAGCCGCGUGCUGCGGCAACGGGCGCCACCUUCGGAACUGGCAUCACGGCCAUCAAAUUGACCGCCCUGGGCCGUCCACAGCUGUUGCUGCAACUAUCCGAGGUCAUAAUGCGCACACGUAAAUAUAUGGAGGCACUUGUCGGCGGCGAGGGCAACGUGCUAACCCAUCACAAGACCAUCAAGGAUCUCGAGAAGUAUUAUGCCAGCGUUGGCGACAACAAGGAUGUACAGCAGUUCUUGCGGAACGUCACAUCCGAUAAGGAGGGUAUACUGCAUCUGUUUCCCUGGUCAGGCAUUGUAGACGAAGAUUCACAGCUGAGCGACACAUUUCGCGUGCCCGAUCCGAUAACGGGUCAAAUGCGUCGACUGAUCUCACAAAUAGCGCCCAAAGAGGAGGAGAUGUUUAGAAACAUGAUACGUCGUCUAAACACAAUUGUAAAGACUGCCGCUGAGCUGGACGUGCGCAUUAUGAUUGAUGCGGAGCAAACCUAUUUCCAGCCAGCGAUUUCGCGCAUUACGCUGGAAAUGAUGCGCAAAUAUAACAAGGAGAAGGCCAUUGUAUUCAAUACCUAUCAGUGCUAUUUGCGUGAGGCCUACCGUGAGGUGGUCACCGAUUUGGAGCAGGCCAAGCGACAGAAUUUCUAUUUCGGUGCUAAGCUAGUGCGCGGCGCCUAUAUGGAUCAGGAGCGUGCACGCGCCCAGGCGCUCGGCUAUGCCGAUCCCGUGAAUCCCAGCUAUGAGGCCACCACGGACAUGUAUCACAAGACGCUGGCCGAGUGUUUGCGUCGCAUCAAGUUGCUGAAGGAUUCGGACGAUGAUGCUCGCAAGAUUGGCAUUAUGGUUGCAUCGCAUAAUGAGGAUACGGUACGUUUUGCCAUCGAGAAUAUGAAAUCGAUUGGCAUUUCGCCGGAGGAUAAGGUCAUCUGUUUUGGUCAAUUACUGGGCAUGUGCGAUUACAUCACCUUCCCGCUGGGUCAGGCCGGCUACUCGGCCUACAAGUAUAUACCGUAUGGACCCGUUGAGGAGGUGCUGCCCUAUUUGUCGCGUCGCGCCCAGGAGAACAAGGGCGUUCUCAAGAAAAUCAAGAAGGAGAAACGAUUGCUCGGCAGCGAGAUACGCCGUCGCCUCUUUCGCGGCCAGCUCUUCUACAAGCCCAAGGGCAACUAUGUGCCCAUCUAAACAAAAGCUCCGGUUCCGGCUUCGGCAUCGGCUACGGCUUCAGCGUGUUGCGAGUUAGGCAGGCCAUCCAUGUGUGUUGUCCGGGCAAAACGAUACACGAAUAUAGCAUAAAUAAUACAACUGACAACAACAACAAGAACAACAAAAAUGACAACCCGACUAAAGAACACACGCCCGAGAGCCUAGAGUGAAAUCCCGCCUGUGGAUUGUGUGUGUGCGCACUAUUAUUAUUAUUUUUUUUUUAGUAUUGUUUUGUUUUUAUAUUCUAAAUGUUCUAACGUUAGAUGCGUCCGAUACCCAAACGGAAAUCGAUUUAUCUAUAUAUAAUAUAUAUAUAUAUAUAUAUAUAUAGAGAGAAAGAGAGAGAGAGAGAGUUAUUUAAAGAUAUGCGCCGAAUAUACACGAAACUGCAGAGCAGCAUAAAACUAAGAUCUAAAGAAUGUGAAACCUUAUAAUUUUAUAUUCAACAUGUUUUACCGCCUAUACAUAUAUAUAUAUAUAUAUAUAUAGAGAG
This is a messenger RNA of Drosophila novamexicana, 3177 nucleotides long. RefSeq names its product proline dehydrogenase 1, mitochondrial (gene slgA). Lineage: Eukaryota; Metazoa; Arthropoda; Insecta; Diptera; Drosophilidae. The record is from RefSeq and is a predicted model, not a curated record. Gene Ontology annotation, cellular component: mitochondrion. The coding region runs from base 507 to 2663 and encodes 718 amino acids. Gene Ontology annotation, molecular function: FAD binding; proline dehydrogenase activity. The transcript has 13 exons.